AUGGCCGAAGGCUGGAUUGAUGUUGUCGAGGCGUUUCUUACAGUACGGUAUGUGUGGCCUGACACACGGAACCAUUCAACCCUAUCUCACACCAGGCCUGCCACUCCACCCCAUUCCACUCUAUUGAUCGAAUCGAGGAGCGACGCGUCUCGUGCCCUUCACGCUGAAAUGGCUGCUGCUAGUAGCUUGACGUCCACCGCGCGCCCCCUUUCGAGCUUAACAUGUCUCGGGGGGAUGUCCGGCGGCAAUCGCGGAGUGGCAACAUCACAUUCCGUGAAAUUUCACGCGCCAAUUUCUCAAUCGCGGCGCGCCGUACGAUCUCUGGCGGAACGGGUGGACAUUAGCGCGUCGUCGCAGACGGUUUCCACGAAUGAAACCGUCGCGCUGGAACCGUUACCUGGUUGCCAGUCCCGGCGAGCGAUCCUUCUCGGAGCUGCGACAACAGCCGCUGCCGCGGUUGUCACAGCGGGAAUGCCUUGGGUACAACCUCCUGAAGCUCUUGCAGUGGUUACAGUGGCACUUAAAGACCUAACCUACCGUCCAUGCGCCAACCCGUACACGGUUGGGCCCGGAUCUUCCUUAUACAAGGCCAAGUGCUUUAAGAUUAUGGGCACUACAGUGAACAAAUCAGGGCGGCCUGUCUAUAACGCGGAUGUAUUUGGGUUUGUUCUGGAUGCUUAUGACGAACCGGCAAUUCCGAACAGGGGGAGGUUGGCGAGCAUCAAAGAGAUACCUGUGGGAGAAGGGACAUUUGAGAUCGAGAUUGUGGUACCGGCAAGCGAGUCGCUUCCACUGACACUGAAGAACUUCAGAGCUACUGGAUUUCAUGGAGGUGUCCAAAGAACAGGCAACCCUUACGACAUUUUUGAGGAGGAUAAAAAUGGUGAUGAUGAUGACAUCCCAUUCUAA
Closterium sp. Yama58-4 is the source of this 909-nucleotide messenger RNA. Lineage: Eukaryota; Viridiplantae; Streptophyta; Zygnematophyceae; Desmidiales; Closteriaceae. The record is from the annotation of a GenBank genome assembly.